AUGACUAAAGAAGCUAAUAAAACCAAAAAAAUCACAGCUAAGAAAUCAAAUCUACCUUCCAAUUUGGAAUUCGAUGCAUUUCUAAAAAAUCAACAAAACAUCGUUAUGCUGCUUAAAACCGAUUUAAAAUCUGUCAUUAGUGCGGUACAAGAUGUAGAUUGUCUCACUGCCGAAAAAGACAAAAAUAUUCUUGAAUUGGAGCAAAGCAUUAAUCAACGUGAAGCUGAAAUAAAUGAACUCAAAGCUAAUUUAGAACAAUUACAAGAGGAAAAUAAACAAAUAUUGUUGGAAUUUAAUUUGUUUAAAGAAAAAUACUUUGAACUUGAAACCAACUACGAUCAAACGUUGAUGCAACAAAUGGAAGAAACAGAAAACUUAAGGCAGCAGUUGCAAACACAACAAGCCUCAGAAAAUCAACUCAUACGUGACCUAACCCUUAAUUGCCAGGAAUUGCAACAGAAAUUACAACAUAAUAUAAAAGAGUUCAUACAGUUAAAUCAGCAACAUAAGGAAACAGUGCAGAGUUUUGAGCAAAGCAAACUAGAUUUUGAACAGCAAAAAAACUGUUUUGAAUUGUAUGAAAAACUUGUGAAUGAGGAAAAGCAACUAAAUGAAGAAAAAAAUAAACUUGAUUUUGACAAACUAUCCGAGGUAUUAAGAGAAAAAGAUGAACUAAUCAAGAAGUGUAUAACAGAUAAAAAUGCUUUGGAAAAGGAGAAAAAUCUUAUAAUAGAUGGUCUCAAUAAUAAAAUAUAUCGCAUUGAAAAGGCCUUUAGUCAGCCAACCAAAGUUGUACCACCAAUGGUAACUUUGCCCCAAAAGGUGGAUAACAAUACUAAUUCAGAAAGUUCUACUGAGAAUGUGGCUGUAUCUAAACCUCAAGUACGUAAGCCAUUGGAAAAUUUGUCUAAUAAUGAAAAUCAAAAACCCGAACAAAAUCCGUCCCAACGUAACUACAAGUUUAAACGUCCCAUACAACCCACUACUAGUUCUCAGCAGACGAAUGUGGUUACGAACCCGAAUACAAAUAAUAGAAAACGACGAAUUCAACCAGCCAAACCAGAAAUGAUAAAGAGUUAUAAUGAAUUUUCUUUAUCAUCUAGCGAUGAAGAUGAUGAUGGUGACAGUAACUAUAAUAGUUUCUCUCAGGCUCUUUGGCGUCCAAAUAAUGAAUGUUACGUUGCUGAUACAGAUACCUCGGAAGGUUUUGCUAAACCAAAACGUAACAAAAAGUAA
Molecule: messenger RNA, 1236 nt
Organism: Calliphora vicina (urban bluebottle blowfly)
Lineage: Eukaryota; Metazoa; Arthropoda; Insecta; Diptera; Calliphoridae
Exons: 6
Coding region: 1-1236 (411 amino acids)
Source: RefSeq, a predicted model, not a curated record